Lactuca virosa is the source of this 393-nucleotide messenger RNA. The record is from the annotation of a GenBank genome assembly. Lineage: Eukaryota; Viridiplantae; Streptophyta; Magnoliopsida; Asterales; Asteraceae.
AUGUUGGCUUCUUACGUCCAUGAAGUUGCUGCAAUGGACCAAGAGAUUGCUAGAGUUUUGAACAGGAAACCAACUGUUAAGCCAACUGCAAAACCAGGAGAUGUGAACAAGAUGAAGAUGGGUCAAAUUGAUUCCACACAUCUAACGGUGAUGUUCAUAAAAGGCCAAGCUAACAGAUUUCUUUUCGCUCUUGUUGAUAAGCAUCUGUUCUCAACGGAUUGCUUGGAGCAUAUAAUUAAUAUCAUCCAUCGAUGCAAGCAGAACACUGAGGCAGACAAGAAGAACUUCACAGACAUGCUUCGGUGGUACAUUACUUUUCGUCAUAAUCUACUGGCCAUUAUACCGAAGGUGUUUAAGACUGUCAAGAAGUCUUCUAUAGCUCAACCGAACUGA